Pollicipes pollicipes is the source of this 1236-nucleotide messenger RNA. Its product is annotated as cell wall protein DAN4-like. The coding region runs from base 67 to 1236 and encodes 389 amino acids. The transcript has 2 exons. NCBI's taxonomy places the organism in Eukaryota, Metazoa, Arthropoda, Thecostraca, Pollicipedomorpha, Pollicipedidae. The record is from RefSeq and is a predicted model, not a curated record.
GUUACAUCGACGACGGCUGGCACAACCAAUCCAGCUCUAACUACCGCAGGAGCAGCCACCGCUGGUAUGACACAAAGUUCUGUCAUAAGUACAACAAUAGAAAUGACGAUGACUUCGACACCAACCACAGAGGGCACAACACCACCGUCUGCCGGAACAGCAACGACAAGCGCAACAACGUCGCCAACUAGUGCGACCAUGACGACAAGCGCAACAACGCCUGCAGCAAGUACCACAACAGCCAUAUCUGGCACGACGGCAAUAACUGGCCCGGCUUCUACAAGUACUGAAUCAACGACAGCUGGAGCGUCAAUGAGUUUUACUGCAAGUACAGUACCAGGAACGACAAUAGGACCAACAACACCAUCCAACACCCAACCUUCGCCUAGUAAUACAGCUGGGAUAACGACAACUAGCCCGACUGAAAUUUCCACGUCAAGCACACCCAUCGGAACGACGAGUCCUCAUUUAUCACCAGAGAGCACUACAUCGUCACCUUCUGGGAGCACCACACAAGCAACAACAAGAACCGUUGUGCCGACAGGUAUAACUACAGCGACAACUGUAACGACGGAAGGUGCCACAGCAACUACAACACCAGCUACGGCAGGAGCUACCCCAGAGACACCGUCUGUGUCUGUGACAUCGACGACGGCUGGCACAACCAAUAAAGCCCUAACUACGGCAGGAGCAACCACCGCUGAUAUGACAGAAAGUUUUGUCUCAAGUACAACAAUAGAAAUGACGAUGACCUCGACACCAACGACAGAGGGCACCACAUCACCACCGUCGUCCGGAACAGCCACGACAAGCACAACAACUUCGCCAAAUAUUACGACAAUAACAACAAGUGCAACAACGCCUCCAGCAAGUACAGCAACAGUUACUUCUGGCACGACCGCAAUAACUCGCCCGGCUUCUACAGGUACUGAAUCAACAACAGCUGGACCGUGUAACUACAGCGACGGCUCAAACGACAGAAGUUUCUCCGGCAGCUUCAACAAUAGCUACGUCAGAAGCUACCCCAGGUACACCAUCUGUGGCUGUCACAUCGACGACGGCUGGCACAACCAAUCGAGUUCUAACUACCGCAGGAGGAACCACCGCUGGUAUGACACAAAGUUCUGCCAUAAGUACAACAAUAGAAAUGACGACGACUUCGACACCAACCACAGAGGGCACAACACCACCGUCUGCCGGAACAGCAACGACAAGCGCAACAACGUCGCCAACUAG